GCCGGCAGCUUACGCCGACGUGCUGGUGCCAGCCAUUGGCUCGCGGUGCUCCGUCGGUGCCCUCGAGUAUCGCACGCCCGAGCUCUUAGCAGAAGAGCUGGCGCACCUCAAGGAUCUCACGGAGCAGCACAGCGGAGGCGUCGACCUCUCUGCGAAGAUGUUGGAGGUGGCGAAAGACAAGGAUCGCGGCUACAACAAGCUCGUGUGUGGCGACCUGGUAGAUAUCUUCGAAGAAGGCGACCAGGCAACUAAAUUCGACCUGGUCGUGGCCGCAGACGUCUUUGUAUACGUGGGCGACUUGCGACCCGCCCUCUCCGCAGCCUCGCGGUCGCUGACGGCUCAUGGCGCCGUCGCCUUCUCCACCGAGGCCCCGCCUCGUGCUGGCAGCGCCAAUGAGAAGGAAAGCAAAGUCCCGGAGGGCGGCUACAAGCUGGCAGAGACGGGCCGGUACAUGCACACGGCCUCAUACGUCCGGUCUACUGCCGAGGCAUGCGGCCUGCGACUUUGUAAGCGCGCCAACGUCGUGCUUCGAAAGAAUGGCGGCAAGCCGGUCCAUGGCCACCUGCAUCUCUUGCGCAAGAUGUCGACCGAAGGUCUGUGA
Messenger RNA from Symbiodinium necroappetens, 601 nucleotides. NCBI's taxonomy places the organism in Eukaryota, Dinophyceae, Suessiales, Symbiodiniaceae. The record is from the annotation of a GenBank genome assembly.